UAUGUCCACCUUGGAAAAACAUAACCUUAAUGUCUGAAAGUGAUCCUAUAAAUACUACAUGAGAGCUUGGUGGUCACCUCUCCCCGUCUGUGAUCGUAUAUCAAUUCUGUAAACAAAAAACAAAGGCAUAAAUUUUAGGCAAUUUUACAGGUUUAUUUUGCAAGUGUUAGCUUGGAAAGGAGAGGAUUAAAAUGUUGGCAAUUUUUCACAAAGCUUUUGCUCACCCACCUGAGGAGCUUAAUAGUCCAGCAUCUCAAAAUGGUACUAAGAAGCCUAAGCUUCCUGAGGAAACACUAAAUGAUUUCCUUUCUCACCACCCUCAGAAAACUUUCUCCAUGAACUUUGGUCAAGCUGCUGUGCUUGCCUAUGCUCCCCAAGACAACCCUUUCUCUCCUCAACAAAAGCUGUUUUGUGGUUUUGAUGGUAUAUACUGCCUUUUCUCUGGAAGCUUGAACAACUUAUGCACACUCAAUAGGCAGUAUGGAUUGACAAAGGGGACUAAUGAGGCCAUGUUUGUGAUAGAAGCUUAUAAGACUCUUCGUGAUCGAGGUCCUUAUCCAGCUGAUCAAGUUGUUAAGGAUCUUGAUGGGAGCUUUGCUUUCGUUAUCUACGAUAGCACGGCUGGAAGUGUUUUUGCUGCACUGGGCUCUGAUGGUGGAGUUAAGCUGUACUGGGGUAUUGCAGCAGAUGGCUCUGUGGUGAUAUCUGAUGAUUUGGAAGUCAUAAAAGAAAGCUGUGUCAAAUCGUUUGCUCCCUUCCCAACAGGAUUCAUGUUCCAUAGUGAAGGAGGCUUGAUGAGCUUUGAGCAUCCAAUGAACAAAGUUAGAGCAAUGCCAAGGACCGACAGUGAAGGAUUUCUCUGUGGGGCAAAUUUCAAGGUUGAUGUCUACACAAGGAUCAACAGCUUACCCCGUAGAGGAAGUGAAGCUAAUUGGACCGAGUGGCAAUCACACAGCUAAGAAUUUGUUGUGCUUCAAUUCAUAACCGGAUCAAAAAAUGUUAGCAUCAGCUACCAUCUUACAAAUUGUUCUCUAUUCUUAACGUUUUCUCAGCUUUGUUUUGUUCUCGUUUCUAUUUUUGUUUAUUUUACUCUGUUUUCUUUUCA
Populus nigra (black poplar) is the source of this 1105-nucleotide messenger RNA. RefSeq names its product stem-specific protein TSJT1-like. The transcript is spliced from 4 exons. NCBI's taxonomy places the organism in Eukaryota, Viridiplantae, Streptophyta, Magnoliopsida, Malpighiales, Salicaceae. The record is from RefSeq and is a predicted model, not a curated record. The coding region runs from base 192 to 959 and encodes 255 amino acids.